Nothobranchius furzeri (turquoise killifish) is the source of this 3923-nucleotide messenger RNA. The record is from RefSeq and is a predicted model, not a curated record. NCBI's taxonomy places the organism in Eukaryota, Metazoa, Chordata, Actinopteri, Cyprinodontiformes, Nothobranchiidae.
UGCUGUAGUGGUGAUGCUGCUCCGGUCCGUGCGGAGGAGGAGAGGGAGCGCUCCGCUGCCCAAUGACAGCGCAGGAUGCUGAGAGAGGCUGCUGGGCUUGAAUGGAGGCGACAAGAUGCCGUCUACAGAGCCGAAGGAGACGAACUGACAUCGAUGAAGAUCUGACUUUCCAACCUUUCAGAUGCGAAAUGAGUCAUCCAUAUUUCCUUCAAAGAGUCAGAGCCAUCUGAUUUCACCACGCCCUUGUUAAGGACCCUCCGGUGGCUACUCAACGUUGAAUCACAGGACAUGUACGGCAGUGCCAGAGCUGUAGGUCAUGUAGAGAGCAGCCCUGUACGGUCCCCACGCCUUCCUAGGUCCCCCAGGCUGGGCCACCGUAGGGCUCACAGCGGGAGCGGGGGUGGUGGCGGGGGUAAGACGCUCUCCAUGGAGAACAUCCAGUCCCUCAACGCUGCUUACGCUACUUCAGGGCCCAUGUACCUGAGUGACCAUGAGGGCGUGGGCUCCACUGCCACUUACCCAAAGGGAACCAUGACGCUGGGUCGCGCCACCAGCCGGGCCAUGUAUGGGGGCCGCUGCACAGCCAUGGGAAGCAGCCCCAACAUUGCCUCGGUGGGGCUGCCGCAUGCUGACCUUCUGUCUUACAGUGACCUGGGCUCCCUCUCCAUGCUGCACCCCCACCACCACCAGGGGGUGCCCUCCGCUCUCCUGAGACAGGCUGUGCGGGGCAGCGGUGGGGAGCUGCUGGAGAUGCAGGCCCAGCUCAGGGAGAUGCAGAGGGAGAACGAGCUGCUGCGACGGGAGCUUGACCUGAAGGAAAGUAAGUUGGGAUCUUCCACCAACAGCAUCAAGAGUUUCUGGAGUCCCGAACUGAAGAAGGAGAGGAUAAUGAGAAAAGAGGAGGCGGCUCGGACGUCAAUCCUUAAAGAACAGAUGAGGGUCACUCAUGAGGAGAAUCAGCUGCUGGAUGCCAGGAGAACCAAGCAUCUCCAGAUGACCAUCCAGGCUCUGCAGGACGAGCUGCGCACACAGCGAGAUCUCAACCACCUGCUCCAGCAGGAGAGCGGCAACCGCUCUGUCUCGGAGCAUUUCACCACGAUUGAGCUGACGGAGGAGAACUUCCGCCGUUUGCAGGCGGAACAUGACAGGCAGGCCAAGGAGCUGUUCCUGCUCAGGAAAACCCUGGAGGAGAUGGAGCUGAGGAUUGAGACUCAGAAGCAGACACUUGGUGCCAGAGAUGAGUCUAUUAAGAAGCUGCUGGAGAUGCUGCAGAGCAAGGGGCUGCCUUCCGGGCCGGGCCGGGCCUCUGAGGAGGAGGAGCAGGAGAGAGCCAGGAGGAUUGCUGAGGCAGAGGCCCAGCUUGGACACCUGGAGGUUAUUCUGGAUCAGAAAGAGAAAGAAAACAUCCAUCUGCGAGAGGAGCUGCAUAGAAGAACUCAGCUGCAUCAGGACCCGAGCAAAACCAAGGCCCUGCAGACCAUCAUAGAGAUGAAAGACACCAAAAUUGCCUCUCUGGAGCGCAACAUUCGAGAUCUGGAGGAUGAGAUCCAGAUGUUGAAGGCAAACAGCUUACUGAACACAGAGGACAGAGAGGAGGAGAUCAAACAGAUGGAGGUCUACAAGAACCACUCUAAGUUUAUGAAGACCAAGAUUGACCAACUGAAGCAGGAGUUGUCAAAGAAAGAGUCUGAGCUGCUGGCUCUGCAAACGAAACUUGAGACCCUCAACAACCAGAACUCAGACUGCAAACAGCAUAUCGAGGUGCUCAAAGAGUCACUCACUGCCAAGGAGCAACGCGCUGCCAUCCUACAAACAGAGGUGGAUGCCUUACGUCUGCGUCUGGAAGAGAAAGAGUCAUUCCUGAACAAGAAAACCAAACAGCUGCAGGACCUGACGGAGGAGAAAGGAACCCUCGCCGGAGAAAUCAGGGACAUGAAGGACAUGCUGGAGGUCAAGGAACGGAAGAUUAACGUCCUGCAGAAGAAGAUUGAAAACCUGCAGGAGCAGCUGAGGGACAAAGACAAGCAGCUGGGGAACCUGAAGGACAGGAUAAAGUCUCUGCAGACCGAUUCCAGUAACACAGACACUGCCUUGGCCACCCUGGAGGAGGCGCUGUCGGAGAAGGAGAGAAUCAUAGAGCGAUUGAAGGAUCAAAGAGAAAGGGAGGAUCGAGAACGUCUGGAGGAGGUGGAGUCAUACAAAAAGGAGAACAAAGAUCUGAAGGAGAAGGUCAACAGUCUGCAGAUAGAACUGACAGAUAAAGAGUCCAGCCUCAUCGAUCUUAAAGAACACGCAUCAUCUCUGGCAUCCUCCAGCCUCAAGAAGGACUCAAAGCUUAAGUCAUUGGAGAUUGCUAUUGAGCAGAAAAAAGAGGAAUGCAGUAAGUUGGAGACGCAGUUGCAGAAGCAGGCUGAGCAGCUAUUCAGUCACAUGAAUAAUCCUAAAGCUCAUGAGGUGGAGCAGCAGACGGGCUCCAGAGCUAACCCGGAGUACGUGGACCGAGUGAAGCUGCUGGAAAAGGAAGUGAGCUACUACAAGGACGAAGCUACCAAAGCUCAGACAGAGGUGGAGAGACUCCUGGACAUCCUGCGUGAGGUUGAGACGGAGAAGAACGACAAAGACAAGAAGAUCGCUGAGUUGGAAAGUUUAGCUCCCAGGCAAGGAGGCAAAGAUCAGACCAAGAAAAGUCCAAACAUCAAACUGGGACAAGGGGACAAAAAAGGCUUAGGUCAGGACCCUCGUAAGGACAGCUCUUUGGAUGGUGGCCACCACUUAAAGCUGGAGGAGUUGAUGAACACUUUGGAGAGGACGAGGCAGGAGCUGGAUUCAACAAAGCAGCGUCUCUCUUCCACGCAACAGUCUUUACAGGAGAGGGACACCCACCUGACCAACAUGAGACAGGAGCGCCGGAAACAGCUGGAGGAGAUCCUGGAAAUGAAACAACAAGCUCUGCUGGCAGCUAUCAGUGAGAAGGAUGCUAACAUUGCGCUGCUGGAACUGUCUGCGUCUAACAAAAAGAAGACCCAGGAUGAAGUUAUGGCCCUGAAGAGAGAGCGGGACAAACUGAUGCAUCAGCUCAAACAACACACACAAAGCAGAAUGAAGCUGAUAGCUGACAACUACGAGGACGAGCACUAUCAUCCACAUGCUCCUCAUCACCAGCCGCAGCCCCUUCAUGCUCAGCCUCAGUCCCAAGCUCAGUACCCUCACCCUUCCCAUGCUCAACAGUCUCCGUAUCCACAUGCCCCACAUGCCCAGCACCUGCAGCACCCUCAAGUCCCACAGCAGCACCCGCAUCCACAGCAACCACAACCACAGUAUGCUCAGCACCCUCAGCCUCUUGCACCACACCAACAGCAUCCACGUCCCCCACAGCCUCAGCACCCCCACCAACAGCAUCCUCAGCAUCCCCAACAUGUGCCACCUCAUGGACAUCCCACUCCCCAGCACCCUCACCCUCAACAUCCACAUGGCCCACCCCAACAAGGACCACAUCCCCAGCAUCCACAUCCUCAACACCCCCAACAUCCCCAGCACCCCCAGCACCCUCAACAUCCUCAGCAUCCGCACCUCGCCCAGCAUCCACGUCACCCAUCCCCCCACCAUCGAGGAGGGCCGACCCGAGGACCCCCACAUGCUGGUCACCGUCCCUCCCCAGACCAGGAUGAUGAGGAAGGAAUUUGGGCAUAGCCAUGCCAACCAAAGCUCUUCUGUUGUUUUGAGGGAUGAUUCAGUCACUACUGGAGGAGCACGGCCAUCCCAUGAUGUUGAAACACCACCCAGUUACACCUUUAUUACUGUCAGUGAAUCAGUACUUCAGAGCAGUGGGAUUUUUGUUUAGUUUUUUUUUUUUCUCUCUCUGGGGAAGACGAGGGGGUACUCAGGUGUGACGAUUAAGCACGGAGACGGACAGCUAAGCAGGU